Molecule: messenger RNA, 2333 nt
Organism: Panthera uncia (snow leopard)
Lineage: Eukaryota; Metazoa; Chordata; Mammalia; Carnivora; Felidae
Gene: DCDC2
Product: doublecortin domain containing 2
Exons: 11
Coding region: 181-1611 (476 amino acids)
Biological process (GO): neuron migration; cilium assembly; intracellular signal transduction
Cellular component (GO): microtubule organizing center; axoneme; kinocilium
Source: RefSeq, a predicted model, not a curated record
UGCCGGCGGAGCCGCCGCGCUGCGCCCCCUCCGGGCCCGCCCGAGCCGCCCCUCCCCCAGCCGGCCCUCCAGUGUCGCCAGGUUUCAGGAAGCGACCCCCACGGGGUGCGUGCUGUGAGGCCGCCGGGCAGCAGAGGCGCCUCCCCGGAGGAGCCAGCCGGGCGGCGUCCCGCGGGGAAAAUGAGCGGCACCGGCGCCAGGUCCAGCCACCUGUCCCAGCCGGUCGUGAAGAGCGUGCUGGUGUACCGCAACGGGGACCCCUUCUUCGCCGGCCGCCGCGUCGUCAUCCAUGAGAAGAAGGUGUCCAGCUUCGACGUCUUUCUGAAGGAGGUGACGGGCGGCGUUCAGGCGCCCUUUGGAGCCGUCAGGAACAUCUACACCCCGCGCACCGGGCACCGCAUCCGGAAGCUAGACCAGAUCCAGAGCGGGGGCAACUACGUGGCCGGAGGCCAGGAAGCCUUCAAGAAACUCAAUUACUUGGACAUAGGAGAAACCAAGAAAAGACCUAUGGAAGUUGUUAACACAGAGGUGAAACCGGUGAUGCACAGGAGACUCAACGUGUCGGCUCGCUUCAGAAAACCGCUGCAGGAGCCCUGCACUAUCUUCUUGAUUGCCAAUGGAGACCUCAUAAGUCCGGCUUCUCGCCUCCUCAUCCCUAGAAAAACCUUGAGUCAGUGGGAUCAUGUCCUACAAAUGGUCACGGACAAAGUAACUCUGAGGAGCGGGGCUGUCCACAGACUUUACACGUUAGAAGGAAAGCUGGUUGCGAGCGGGGCCGAGUUGGAGAAUGGGCAGUUUUACGUGGCGGUCGGCAGGGAUCGGUUCAAGAAACUGCCUUACAGUGAAUUACUGUUUGACAAGUCAACAAUGAGAAGGUCGUAUGGUCAGAAGUCUUCUUCACUACCUCCUAUCGUAGGAUCCAGAAAGUCUAAAGGGAGUGGAAAUGAUCGUCAGUCCAAGUCAACAGUUGGAUCCAGCGACAACACAUCCCCUCAGCCCCCGAAGAGGAAAGGGAAAAAAGAAGAAGUGAAUUUGGAAAAACCCAAAAAAGGGAAACAAAAUGUGAAGUUAAAGAAUUCACCACAGAUAAUUCCAGACAGCGAUGAAGGCGUCUUCAAAGCUGGAGCAGAGAGGUCUGAGACACAGGGGGCAGCAGAAGUCCAAGAAGAUGAAGAUACUCAAGUCGAGAUCCCAGUUGAUCAGAGGCCAGCAGAAAUAGUAGGUGAGGAAGAAGAUGGAGAGAAAGCCAACAAGGAAGCAGAGCAGAAAGAAGAUUUUUCAGGAGUGAAUGGCCAAGUUGAAGAGGGAGGAGGUGGGGAGGCUGCAGACGCCCCCGAGGAAGUCGAGGAGGUCCCCGAUCACGGCGAGGGGCAGGCGGGUCCCACUCGCAAUAAUGGAGGCACCGAUGAAGAAAAUGGCGAGGAGCUGGAUCAGGUUAACACGGAGCUUCAGGACACAGUGGACGAAGAAGUAAAGUCUGAAGGAGCUGGCAAUGGACAGGAUGAGGCUGACUUAGACCCUCAAAGACCACCAAGACCAGAAGUAAAAAUCACCAGUCCGCAAGAAAAUGAUAACAAUGAACAAAACAAGGACUAUGCCGUCGUAGCAUAGAUCAUUUCUAAAAAGAGAGUGCAUUAUCAGAAAAAAUGAAGGGUUCUAAUACUUGAAUGAUAAGUAUGUAGUUAUUGCGGGACAUAAUGUGGCAACAUGGUUGACUGCUACCUACUGAAUUUUAAGAUUAGAGGCUUAAUGGAAAGAUUAGAUGAUUUUGAGUAGCUACUAAAGGACAGUGGCUUCUUUUCAUGGGAUGUGUUUUUAAAAGUCAUUUAGAAAAAUUAAGAGGGAUAGAGGGGCAUUUGCACUGGAUGACAAUUGGCCACUUGUCUUUGUAAGCAAUGAAAAAGAAUAGGACCACACUUCUUGUAUACUUUUCCAUAAAUUUAGAAGUGAGGUUAUUAGAUGGGAGCUUAUUCUAAAGCACUUAUCCAGGAAGGCAUAGAAUUUUAAAGAAAUGAUAAUAGGAAAACCUGUACUAUUUUUUUAAAGCAAUAAACUCUUUAAUAACCACCAAUUUUAGUGUAGUUUUAGGCAGUAGAUCGAAAUGUUUCAGUGACUUGUUGACAUUCCUUCCUUCUGCCUCCUUGUCCCUGAUCCCAUCUCACAUGAAUUAAAAAGGCUAUAACCCAGUUAUGUCACCAAGCUUGGUUGGAUGGUUUAAAAAUUCUGAUUAUGUUAGAAGACUCAAUAUUGGCUAAAGAUUGAAUUCUCUCCAAAUAGUUAUUUUUACAAAAAAAAAAAAAAAAGCCAACAAACAAACAAAAACCCCCCACAAA